Zonotrichia albicollis (white-throated sparrow) is the source of this 6477-nucleotide messenger RNA. It is a transcript of the gene CERS3, whose product is annotated as ceramide synthase 3. Lineage: Eukaryota; Metazoa; Chordata; Aves; Passeriformes; Passerellidae. Gene Ontology annotation, cellular component: membrane. Gene Ontology annotation, biological process: ceramide biosynthetic process. Gene Ontology annotation, molecular function: DNA binding; sphingosine N-acyltransferase activity. The record is from RefSeq and is a predicted model, not a curated record.
ACAUGGAUUUGGUUGGAACCCUAAAAUCUGGGAUUGCAUCCAGUGAUAUGAUCCAUGACCUGAGGGGCCUAAGCUCAUUCAUGCUUGUAAUGAUCUGCCAGGGUUAGGCACUGGGAAAGUACUGACAACAGGAGCACUGGGGAAACCUCAGACCUCUUCAGAGCUGUGGGAAGCAGCUUUCCUCUUAGGAUCUGCUCUUGAAGGUAAGUGCUCUGUUCUGACUGAGAACAAGUGCUCUUUUCCCUUUGAAUACAAAUUUAGUGUUAAAUUAUAACAGAUGCUGAGAUGAGCAGUCUCUGGAGAAGGUUGCUGACCUUCAAAUCUCUGUGGCCAUCUUGUAGAUUAGUCUUUAGUCCUGACCAUCAAUGCAACUGGGAGGGGAAGAAAACUGGAUGUAUUUCAUGGGAUCCUUGAGCUGGCAGUUCCAGUGCCCCUGGAAUGGUAUGAGUGCACAGACAGAGAGGUUUGGACCUGUCUUACCCCUCCAGGGUGACAGCAGUAUUUCAGGUAGGAAGGAGUGAUCCUCUUCACUGGCAUGAAGGAGAUCUGAACAUUCUGGGUGUUUGCUGUACCGUGGUUUCUCCCUGAGAUCAAGACAGCUGUUGUGCAGAGGGGUGGGUGGGAAUGUCAAGGAAUGGAAACCUUUCCAUUCAAGCCUGCAGUUGCUGUAGCUGAGAGCUAACCCGGAGUUGUCCAGGGCAGCAGCGUGCCUGGCCUCCCUUUGUUUGAGCCCAGUUGUGCUGUAGCUGCUGAGUUGCUCAUUUCUGUCAGGACUAAAAUCCCUCUGGGCGUGUUCAGAGCUGCAGCUCCAGACAACUUGGGAACUUUUUCAGUUCAAACACAGGAAGUGCCAUGGGCAAGGUGGUUGAGCAAGAGUUUCUCAAGUUCACAAUUUUCAAAGUAGGUAGGUGCAUAUAUUUCAGUGAAAUCCUUUCCACUAUCCUCACUCCUUUUCUAAUCUAGACUUUGCUGACUAGUUUAUUUUAAUUGGGUAAUUCUGUUGUUUACACUGAACAUAAGAUUCAGUGUAAAAGAUUGUUCAGCAUUUCUUGAUCUACACUUUGCCAGUUGGAAGUAUCUAAAUUGCAGCAAUAUCUCUGACACUGAUAUGAUAAGCUGAGUGGGAAAGGUAGAGUGGUGUAUGAUAAUUUUGGAUAAAUCCUAGGCUUAUUUGUCAGUGAUUACUACAACUGUAUAGGCUUUUAUAAAGAGUUUAGACAUGUCAGGACAGUGUGUAGAAUGUAGCAAGAAAUGCAGGUGUCCAUAACCUGAUUUUUUUAAAUACAGCAAAUCCAGUUGCAGUCCAAUUGUAUUUAAUUCUUACAGGCUUGAGGCUGAUUGUGUGCCCACCUGAUUAUUAGAAGUAUUAGAAGUUAUGUUUCCCUUCUCAGAAAGCCACUGUUUUAAUUUUUAGAAUGUUUUAGUUGUAAAAGUGGGUGAACAUAGUUUGUAUCUGACAACUAGAUACCUUAAUGUGUUGAUAUUUUACCAUUUAUGAGCUGGGAUGGAGUUAAAUUGAGGAGUUGGGGGUUUUUUAUUGCACACAAAUUGAGGGUGAACCAUGAAGGCGGAUUGGACUUCCUUGGCUGUACUGAGAAAACCAACCACAAAAAAAGUACCUUGCUAAAGAAUUUGUGUUUUAAUCAAUUGGUGGGUGUAGAAAGUGGUUUGGUUAGGUUUUGGUUGGGUUUUUUCAAUGAUAUAAAGUUUUUAGGCACAGCUGUUAUUUCAUGUCCUAGAACAAAUUAAUUCAGCUGCAGAACCUGUUACCAGUGUUAAGUUAGAGCUUGGGAAUUGGGGCAGUGUGCCUUACCUUUGGGUAUUGAUAGCUGUCAACUUUUCUUGUAUUAUUUCAAAGCCAGACAGAACAAUCAGAUGACCUGUGUGGACACAGUUUUCUCUCUCAGGACUCCUGAAAUGUUCACAGUUUGCCAUUAAUGCAGUUUGGUGGAGUUUACCUUCAACAUCAAUAGAAUCAGUUAAGCUUUAAUGAGCAUGGCAUACAUCCUAAAGACACUCAACAGCUGGUUCUGGUGGGAGAAUAUCUGGAUGCCCAUCAACUGCACAUGGGCAGAUUUUGUGGACCGUGAGGGACUCGUGUUUCCCAAACCCCACCAGCUGUACGCCACAAUCCCGUACGCUUUCGUGCUGCUCAUCAUCCGCUUCUUCAGUGAGAGAUAUGUUGCUAUACCUUUAGCAAAAGCCUUGGGUAUAAAGAAUGUAAGACGUGUGAAGCCGCAGCCUAAUCCUGUGCUAGAGAGUUAUUUCCGGGAGUGCUCAAGACAACCAUCCCAAUCAGAGAUCAAAGGCCUUGCCAAGAAGUGCAACUGCACCGUCCACUUGGUGGAGAAAUGGUUCAGGAGACGGCGAAACCUGGAGAUCCCAACCGUGCUCCGGAAGUUCCAGGAGGCUUUCUGGCGAUUUUCAUUCUAUCUGACAUCCUCCAUUGUUGGAUUUAUAUUUCUGUAUGAUAAACCCUGGUUUUACGACAUCUGGCAGACGUGGGUUGGUUAUCCGUUUCAGACCUUGCUGCCAUCCCAGUACUGGUACUACAUGGCCGAGAUCGGCUUUUACUGGUCUCUCAUAUUUACCCUUGGCAUUGACAUCAAGCGCAAGGAUUUCAUGGCCCACGUCGUUCAUCACCUGGCAGCCAUCGGGCUGAUGAGCGGCUCUUGGUGCGGCAAUUACGUGCGCCUUGGAACUCUGGUGAUGUUCGUGCACGACACUGCCGAUUUCUGGCUCGAGGCAGCCAAAAUGUUUAAUUAUGCUCGCUGGGAGAAAACUUGCAACAUACUGUUCAUCAUCUUCUCUAUUGCAUUCUUCAUCACCAGGAUGAUCCUGUUCCCCUUCUGGAUUCUUCGUGCCACACUAUAUCUGCCUACCUACUACUCCACCACUCCUGUCAUAGCAUAUUUCUUAUUCAAUGGGAUGCUAUUAACCCUCCAAGGCUUGCAUUUAUAUUGGGGUUACUUAAUUUUCAAGAUUUUGAAAAGGUUCGUUUUCCUAAAGGACUUGAAAGAUGAUCGGAGUGAUGAAGAGGAGGAAGAUUCUCUUACAGACACUGAAGAGGAGUCCACAAAGAGUGGCACCAAGAACAGCAGUGGGUCAGGCAAGCACCUCCUGAGCAGCAGUCACCACUAGCCCUGUCCUGCCUCACCUCCUGCAGUGAUUCCUGCUCUGGUUUCAGCCCAACCUACAGGACAGGAUUUAAGUCAAAAGGCUUGUGAGAGACUGUGAUUGAUUUAUUGUUGGCUACUGGGCCUGGAAAAAAGCCCAGUUUGGAGGGGAGGGAGAAAUUGCAUAACAUUACAAAAUGUGUUAAUGACCCACUUUCAGAAUCGUUGUGGAGUGUGUGGAAAGAUGUUUGGACACGCUGUCUGACAGUGCUCCACAAGGGCAAAGCUCAAGAGAGUCAAGUAAUUUAGUGUCCCGUUGAUUCUAAUGUUUUUCAACCUGAUAUAAGAUAUAUUUCAUCAAACAAUUUAAAUCACAGAUGUUUUGUGGUAGGUAGGUAGUGUGAGCUCCAUUAGGAACCAGAAUUACUCAAUGUGGGAAAAAUUUGAUAGUGCUAUACAGUGACUGGCAUUUUAUCUGUACUUUUCAGUUUAAACCCUCAUCAAAAUGGGUAUUUUUCUGACUUAUAUUUCAUUUCCUGGAUGCCAGGGGAAGCGAACAUGGAGGAAUUCAAAUUACUUGUCUGUGAAGGGUUGGCUUCAGUUUAGAAAUAUAGUCUUUCUCUGAAGUGAUAGAUAGCUGAAAUAUUGUGUCAAGGAAGUCACUGUUAAAACCCCAAAACUCAGCCCCAAUUCUCCAUUGAGAUCCAGGCUUCUCAAAUGUCUUUCAGUCAUUUUGGCCCAGUGUUAGAACAGAAGGUGCAGAGGGAAGAGAAGAGGGGAAAUGGGGAUUGGGAAAAACACCCUCUGCUCCUCACUCAUCUUCAGACCAGAAAGUUAAAGCCAAAUCUCAUCCAUUCCCUUCUUGUGACCUUGUCUCACAGCUUUGGAUGCUGCCUUCUCUGGAGUGAGGCCACCAAGCUCUGAUUUGUGGUUCUGGAGUGUUCACUGCAGGUACCUGGGCACUGGGGAGCACAGGACUGGCACAGGAUAUCACACUGCCACUGCUGGGGGUUCUUUGAUACCAGGAUCUGCAUUUCCAUCUCUGCUUUUUUAUAAAAUGGGGAAUCACGUCAGCUAGACCCAAACUUGGAUGUGUGGGACUUCAGCCACAGGGUGUUUAUGCUGUAACCUGUGGGUAACAGCUCAAAGUGCCUCUAUCCUAAAUCUGCACUUCUGUUCUAACACAAGUGGGGCUGCAGCAGCAUUUUCAGUCCUGGGGCUCUCCAUGGAGAGCACAGGCCUUGUAAACAGGGUGGUGCCAGUCCCAUUUCCCUCUGCAUUAGCUCACAGGGUCAUAAAGGAUUUGUGUCAUAAGUCUGGGAGGUGAGAGGCUCUGCAUGUGGUUCCACAGUAGCUGAGAUCAUCAGGGGAGCUAAAUCCAGUAGUUUGAUGGAGGCCAGGGGAGCACUCCUAGAGCAGCCUCAGGCAGAGCGCUCGGGUCAGAGCGGCUCCGUUCCCCUCCUGCAGGAAUUGGUGACCUACAGGAAGUGUUACAGGCCUGACUUGUUUUCCCAAGGUUUCCUUGGCAAGUGGGAUGUCAUUCAGUGACUGAAGCAUUGAAAGAAUGGGAAAUGUUUGGGAUCUCAAGAUAUGAAGCAAGAACUCUGUUUCAUGCAGUUACAAGAAGCUGGUACAGAGUCUUUUUUUUACAGUGUCUACAUUUUUACUUGUAUUUUGACCAUUUUGGACCCCAAUGUGCAUGUUUUACCACAAAAGGAAUUACACUGAGGAAGAGGCAUGGGCUACAGCUUCUGAGAAGGAAGGGAGAUGUGUGGUGGUGGAAAAGGACCCCUGUCCUGGUGCUUGUGGUUCACUUGGGCUGAGUGGGCAGAACCCUGUGAGCAGCCUUUGGCCACCAGUGCCCUUCCUGCAUGGAUGACAACACCUCAAAUACUGCAAGGGGGGAGUAUGGGGAGUUUCAGCCCUGAUGGCAACAUGCAAAGCAGCUGCAGAGUUUGGCAGGGGCACAGUUGUUAUCGGGGCCCGUUUAUUGCCUGAGUGAAAAACACUUUCCUAACAAAACGUGGAAAUCCGGCGUCUUGGAGGAUUUACACUUCCUUGGGAGAGACAACGGCGCUUUCUUCGAGAUCUAACGGGCUUUGGGAGGUGGCCAGGGUAUUAUCAUUUGAUUUUGGUGCCAGAAGCUUUCCUCCUAUGACUAGGAAAGGAAACACAAAGGAUGAUGUUGUCACAGGAAUGAGCCUCUGAACAACUACUGAUUUUUAAACUGGAAUUUAUAGUCUCCUUGAGGCCAAAACUUUGCCUUUCCUACUCAGGACAAGUCUCCCACUGAAGCCAAUUAACUCUAUUGGAGUCUUGCCUAGGAAAAAUUUUGGACUGCAGUCAUCCAACCUAAUUGCAAGAACUGUUGUUCUAAGUUGAUGUGAAACUGGGAUCUUAGAGGAAGAACAAAAGGUAGACAAAUACACUCAGGUAUAAAACUUUGAGGGAAAUUUUGGGUGAGUACAGAAGAAUAUGGAAGAAAGUAACUUCUUCAUCCUGAAGGUGAACUCUGGGCACAAUAAGCUACUAAGUAAGAUUGCAGGGGGAGGGGUGGAAGGCAGGCAGGAAUGGAGGGCCCUUUCCAGGGAUUACUGUCUUGGACAACUAAGGGGAUUAGACUUAAAAAUUCUGAAUGUAAACCACUGGGUCCUGGUAAUAAAUACCCACAGCACAGAAAGAAGUGGGAAUGGGCUGUCAGAGUGCCCUCUGUCAACAUCAGAUUGGUCAUUCCUGGAGUUAUUUGCAUUUAAUUUCCCCCUUUCUACUGAUGGAAACUUAGAAAGAAGAAGCUGAGGUCAUGGGGGCACAAUUUCUGCUAAAGAAAUUUAUGUCAUGGUGCUUCAAGAUUUUCAGUCUAUUCAAUGCAAUGCAAUGAAGAUUCAACAUUUUUAUAAUCUUGUUGUACAAAGAGUCUCAAAGUGCAGGUGCAGAACAACUGUGGGUGUGUGUGGGAGCACAGGUAGACUCUGACAUUUUCUUUUUACCAUUUCACACACUGUGUCCUGGUUCAAUGAGCUGACACUGUGCAUCUGGCUUUGCUGUGUCACUUUGACUGUGCCACAUAUUUCUGAUAGAGCUCUAGACUGCAAAUCAGAUCUUAGUCCAUAAGAUGCAGGGGAAACUCUUCUGUUCUGUUUAAUUUCUCUGGAUUUAACUCAUAUAUUCCUGUCCAUGUGUACUCUGCUUCCUCCAUACUUGUGUCAGAUUUGUCAGCCUGCUCUGGAUUGGGUUUACAGAUCUCCUUUAACCACAGAACUCAUUUUGACUGUUCAUGUUAUUUGGUAUAAUUAUCACUUUUUUGUUCUUAAUGGCACUGACUUUGGUAAGUUGAAAUACACACUACAAAUAAAUAUUUUUU